GGUCGUGGGGGUGGGGAUCCGCCGCGGGUCCCAGCGUUCGCGACGCGCCGCGUCCAAUCGCUGGCGGUGGGCGGUUAUCGGUUCCCCCGGGUCCAUAAAUGAAUCCCUCACGCACACGCAGUUUCCCCGUCAGAUCUUGAUCUCGUGCCGCCCGUCGGCUCGAUCCGUCCGCGGCGGAGAUGGAAAACAGCCGGAACGCGAUGCAGAGGAAGCCGAUCCGUCCGAUCGCGGCUAUUUGCAACAACAUGGGGAUGGGGAAGGAUGGAAAGGUGCCCUGGAGUUUACCAGCCGAGUUCAAGUUCUUUAUUGACACGAUCACGGGCGUGACGAGACCAGGACGAAUGAAUAUCUUGGUUUGGGGCAGACUGUGCUGGCACUCCUUCCCAGAAGCUUUGCUCCCGCUGCCCAACGCUCUACACGUGGUGCUGAGCAACACACUGAAGGCCGCUCCAGAUCACGCCCACUUCUUGUGUCAGGACUUUGAGAGCGCCGUGCGUCUGGCUUCAGAGCCCCCACUUGCUGACUUAGUAGAAACCAUCUGGGUUAUUGGAGGAGCGCGGGUCUAUGUGGACACACUGAAGCAUCCCUGGUGUGAUUUGCUCUAUCUGACAGACGUCAUGGCUGACUUUGACUGCGAUGUUUUCUUCCCCGAGUUUGACAGAGAAAUCUUUAAAGUUCAAGAAAGAUUUCCUGGCAUUCCAAGUGAGAUCCAAGAGGAAAAUGGUAUAAAGUACAAAUUCCAGGUGUUCAAAAGGAUCCGCGACGCAUAGAUGACAAAAUGAAGACCAUCUCAGAAAAAACUUGAAAUGUGGAGCCUUUGUUAAAGCAGACUUGACUCCCGGAAAACAAGCACUCUUUCCAGCUAGUGUUAAUAUGACCUUAAACUCUUUUAUUUUCAACACGAAAUCGAAGCUCUGUGUGCACAGACACUUUACCAGCGUUCUACUUGUUGUCUACAAAACUCAGCCCCCUUGUUAGUGUCCUCCUCGUUAAUACUGUUAAUACUUAAUACUUCUGGCUUGCUUUGAUACUAAAAUGAAUUUUGUACUUUUAAAAUGACUGAGAUAUUACAUCUUAUGUGUUUGUCGUGUUUCUACGCUGUAUUUUUGUAAUGGCUGAUAGCUUUUAUUGAAAUUAAAUAAAACGAACAAGUGCAAACUUUC
This is a messenger RNA of Betta splendens (Siamese fighting fish), 1163 nucleotides long. RefSeq names its product zgc:153031. Gene Ontology annotation, biological process: glycine biosynthetic process; tetrahydrofolate biosynthetic process; folic acid metabolic process. The record is from RefSeq and is a predicted model, not a curated record. Gene Ontology annotation, cellular component: mitochondrion. Gene Ontology annotation, molecular function: NADP binding; dihydrofolate reductase activity. The transcript has 6 exons. Lineage: Eukaryota; Metazoa; Chordata; Actinopteri; Anabantiformes; Osphronemidae. Bases 180 to 770 code for a protein of 196 amino acids.